This is a messenger RNA of Phragmites australis (common reed), 2449 nucleotides long. RefSeq lists its product as uncharacterized. NCBI's taxonomy places the organism in Eukaryota, Viridiplantae, Streptophyta, Magnoliopsida, Poales, Poaceae. Bases 182 to 2341 code for a protein of 719 amino acids. Gene Ontology annotation, molecular function: protein dimerization activity. The record is from RefSeq and is a predicted model, not a curated record. The transcript is spliced from 3 exons.
GCGCCGGCGUGGGAGAGCAGGGCAGCAGGCGCACGACGCACGGGCGCAGGAGCUUCAGCUUCACCUUCACUGGUUUGUUCUCUUUCUUCCCCUCCCAUUUUGCCUCUCCCAAUUGCCUUAGGUGCCUACUGCCUAGCACUUAGCACUUAGCAUUUAGCAGUGUUAUCACCGAUUCAUCGUGAUGGCGACCGAAGGUUCAAGUAGUGAUGCUGGUGGUGGUGUUUCUGCAACAUCGACAGAUGUUAGAGCUCCAUUGUGGGAUCAUGUCCACAUUUUAGACAGACCUAGAGCAAGGGGGGGGGGCAAUACUAGAUGGAAGUGCAAGUAUUGUUCAUACGAAGGAUUCAGUAGCUACACUCGAGUUGAAGCUCAUUUGCUGCAGAAGAAGGGAAAGGGAGUGGGUAUAUGUCCGAAGGUGUCUAUUGAUUUGCUUAGCCAAAUGAGAAGAGAUGUUCUAAGUUGCAAAGAAUUAGUAGAAAGGUCAAGACAGAGAACUGUGUCUUUGCCUACUACGGGUUCUUCAUAUGGUGGCAGCACGAACAAGAGAGGACCUGCAAGUGCAUUGGAGAAAUUUUGGGCAAUGGAGGACCGUAAGCAUUUGGAUGCUCUAAUUGCUAGAUCAUUCUAUUCUGGAGGGAUAUCUUUCAAUUUUGCAAGAAAUCCAUAUUUUCAACAAGCAAUUUCCUUUGCUUGUAACCGCAACUUGGCAGGUUAUAAAAUGCCUGGGUACAACAAGCUUAGAACUUCGCUUCUGAAGCAAGAAAGAGGUCACAUUGAGAUGCUAUUGCAGAGUUCAAAGAGCACAUGGCAGGAGAAGGGAGUGACAAUUUGCGCUGAUGGAUGGUCAGAUCCGCAGAGGCGACCACUCAUCAACUUUGUUGCUGUUUCUGAGAAGGCACCUAUGUUCUUGAGGACUGAUAAUUGUGAAGGGCAAGUGAAGACAAAAGAAUACAUUGCUGAGAAGCUUAAGUCUGUUAUUGAAGAAGUGGGUCGUCAAAAUGUGGUACAAAUCAUCACAGACAAUGCUGCAAAUUGCAAAGGUGCGGGUCUUCUUAUUGAAGCUGAAUAUGAGAAUAUAUUCUGGACACCAUGUGUUGUGCAUACUCUCAAUCUUGCUUUGAAAAGUAUUUGUGAACCAAAACUCCCAAAGAAUGAAGAGGAGGAAUUUGUUUGGAAACAACUUGAAUUUAUACAUGUUAUUAAAAGUGAAGCCCAAAUCAUCAAGAAUUUUAUAAUGAACCAUGGCAUGCGGCUUUCUAUGUUCAAUGAGUUUAGCCAUUUGAAGCUACUAGCUAUUGCUGAAACACGAUUUGCAUCAGUUGUGUGUAUGUUGAAACGGAUGGUGGAGGUAAAAAUGCCUCUUAAGCAAAUGGUAAUUAGUGAAGCAUGGGACAUUUACAAAGAUGAUGCUCAAACAGCAGCUCUAGUCCAUGACAAGGUAUUGAGUGAGGUUUGGUGGAGGAAUGUGGAGUACAUACUUAAGAUUACUACUCCUAUCUAUGAGAUGAUACGUGUGGCGGACACUAACACACCAUGUCUUCACUUGAUUUAUGAGAUGUGGGAUUCUAUGAUUGAGAAAGUGAAGAAAGAGAUAUAUCAAUGGGAAGGAAAGCAGCCAGAUGAGGAGUCGGACUUGUACUUGGUUAUUCAUAAGAUAUUAGUUGAUAGGUGGACAAAAGGCAAUAAUCCACUUCAUUGUAUGGCUCAUUCACUCAACCCAAGAUAUUAUAGCCAAGAGUGGCUACAUGGAGGUGUUGGUCGUGUACCUCCACACAAGGACAAAGAGGUAUCGAAAAUGAGGAUGACACGCUUCAAGAAGUACUUCCGCAUACCAACAGAAUUGUCUCAAGUGAAAGAAGAAUACGCAAGGUUCUCUAGUUGUUCCGAAGAAUUCAAUGAUCCUGACUCCCUCCAUGAUAGAUGGUUUGUUUCUCCCAUGACUUGGUGGACAAAUCAUGGACAAUCUGUUCCUUUAUUGAUGAAUUUGGCCAUCAAAUUGGUUAGCCAACCAGCCUCAUCUUCCUGUUGUGAGAGAAAUUGGAGUACAUAUAGCUUCAUUCAUAGUGUCAAAAGAAAUGCCCUAACUCCAGAGCGUGCUGAAGAUUUGGUCUAUGUGCACUCAAAUUUGAGACAUCUCUCAAGAAGGACUGAUGAUUACAAGAAAGGGGAAUCAAAGAUGUGGGAUGUGGGAGGAGAUUCUUUUGAAUCUCUAAGUGGUUUAGGAAUUCUUGAAGUGGCUAACCUUUCUCUUGAUGAGCCUGAAUUGCAAGCCGUGUCUUUUGGAGAUGUGGAGGCUGGUAUUUGGGAAAAUGAAGAUGAAGCAAAUCCUGAACAAACCUAGUUGCAUACUUGGAUGAACUUGCAAGCUACUAUCCUACCUAUUAUGUUAUGUAAUAGAACUUAAGUAGAACUUGCUAUCUGCUAUGUUGAACUUCUAUGUUUCAUUGUG